Messenger RNA from Xiphophorus couchianus (Monterrey platyfish), 946 nucleotides. Its product is annotated as protein FAM177A1. The record is from RefSeq and is a predicted model, not a curated record. Lineage: Eukaryota; Metazoa; Chordata; Actinopteri; Cyprinodontiformes; Poeciliidae. The transcript has 6 exons. The coding region runs from base 106 to 630 and encodes 174 amino acids.
GACGGCUCUCGUCAUGAGUUAAGGUUCGCUCUGUUUGUCCUCAGGUUUCAGGACUCAUCCGGUUUCCUGCAGUUGGUUUUUCUUCACAGACACUCGGCGUGAAGAAUGAACACAGACAGCCAGCAAGACGUUUCUCCACAAGACCAGGAGACAGAGUUUGACGGUCCACCUUUGCAAAAGCAGAAGAGGAUCGUCUUCUUCUCCAGCGGUGAAAGUCUGGAGCUGGAGGACUCUGAAGAAGACGAGGCAGAGGAGCAGAAGUCACACAGAACCCCAGAACCAACGGGGAGGAACCGGCUGUCGUUCAAGAAUGUUGCCAUUCUAGUUGGGAGGAUGUCCCUGCUGGCCUGUGAUUUCCUUGGCGAGAGACUGGCCGGCGCUCUUGGGCUGAAUGGAGCCAAAUAUCAAUAUGCGGUAGAUCGAUAUUAUCGUGAGCAGAAGAUUACAGGUCACCAUUUGGAGGACCAGGCAGAGGACACUCACCUUUCCCCUGGGCUAGAAGGGGGUCACUAUGGAGCCACGGGAGGCGUAGGCAGUCCCUCCGAUCCUGGCGAGAGCCGUGAUGACAAACAUGGACACAAACACCAAGGAUGCCAAAACAGAGCCUAUCAACGCGACGAGGACAGCUAGUCAUAAAGCAGCAGGACUGAAAAUAGAGAGGAAUGUGAACACCUGAUGUGCAAUGUGGAUUUUGGGUUGAUGGUUUAAUGAUAGCAAAUGUGUUUUGAGAGAAGCAAAGACAUUGAGGAAACUGAUGUAGGUGGCAGAACUGCAUAAAAUGCAUCCCUACGGUUCUGGAGAUACCAGAGGAAAUGCUGCUGAGUCCAAUGUUUUCUCUACAUGUCAGGAGCAGAAAGAAAAUAUGGCACAGAUUUACCCCUCCCCUCCCCAACCUAUUGCUGAGUGCAGCUGGCAACAAUAAGACUAUUUCCACUUUUUUAAUGCA